GCACAGCAAAUCAAUGAUGUCAUGUUCCGGGCGUCUAUAAUGCAUGCCUAUAUUUGGUACUAUUACCAGUUGUCAUAUUAAAGUGAAAGUGAUUUCAAAAUCACACCUCCGAUGGAUGUUGCUGCGAUAUCUCAAACUGGUAUAGAGUGGCACCUCUGAUUCGAGCAGAAAGAUGAACACUUUUCUUUUGCUUUCGCAUUUUUGGAUUUUUGUCUCGGCAGACCUCUAUAUGCAUAAUCCUAGGUAAGAAAGCCUUUCAGAAUAAGUAUCAAAUUUUUGAUGACUGAAACAUACCAGCAGAUCCUGCAGGGUUCUACUCUUGAACUGCUUUAAUAUUUCCAGGAGUAUUUCUACCAAACAGUCAACUAGUUUGCCUCCGACCCGUAAUGAUAACAGGGUAAUCCCUUCUGAUUAACUCUCUAUCGUCUUAAUAAUAAUUUAAAUUUAGAGAGUUCUUAAUUUAACUGUACAAUGUUCUUCAGGGGCACCCAACGACAAUUUUCGGGAAAAUAUCUGUUCGGAAGACGAUUUGAGAUCUAGAAUUUUCGGAACAUUUGUUGUAAAAUUUCUUGCUUGCAUGCCUCUCCUAGGAUUUUCGAACGAAUAAAAAAUGGUAUACUUGCCCAUUUUUAACUAAUUUUUACCCUAAAAAGUUCACCUAGAAUUUUCGGGAGCCUAUUUUCUGGCUAAAAUUUUCGAAAAGGUAAGUUUUGAUCCCUAUAAUUUUCGGAUCACUAGACUUUCAGCUAGGAAAUCCGAACAGAUGAAAAAUUUGUAGGGGAUAAAAAUAUGCCUAUAUCUACCUUUUAAAUACGAAAAUACAUUUACUAAUGCUGUGUUUAAGUGAUUUUGAACUAUAUUCUCGUUGGGUGCCCCUGUGUUCUUCAUUUGCUCCAGCUCAAACUGUUUUCUUUUUCAAUCUGUCCGAGUGAAGAUAUAUUUUCCUUGGGCUUUUUAAAUGAGAGAAUUGCAUCGGCAAAUAAUAUUAAUUUACAGAACAAAUAGUAUUUGGGGUUCUUGAAUCCUAAUCAGAGAGUAAAACUUUAUUGUUUAGCAAAACGGGAUGUCUUCCUGGACCAGAUACUGUGAACAGAGCUUUGAACAUUGUCAGGGGUAGGACUAAUCUGUGGAACUGCAGACUGGUGAACCGCAGAACCUGCAGAACAGGCAGAACUUACAGAACCUAAAGAAAUGACUGUUUUAUUACGACUCCCUUUGGCUAACAUGAUGAAAUAAGUAGUUACAAUCAAUUAUAACACUGAUAGACUGUUCACAGUCCCCUAUUUUUCCUUAAGGUCGUCGAGGUUGAGCACUCACCUUCAAUUGCAGCCAUUUUGUGAUUGAAUUCAAAUGUACCAAGAGGGUGGGUCUCGGGGUUCCCAAAGCGUCUCCUGCCUUUUUAAGUAGUUCAAGUUAGACUCGGUCAAGAUGGGCGCCUGUAGCACUCUUUCUCGACAAUCUUGUGGAAAAUAGGGGACUUUGAACAGUGUAUAACACCAUAACAUUAAUUGAGAGGUCUGGUUCCAAAUGGGAAGUCCACUUAGUGGAUUUCUGGCUUGAUAGUGCAUAGGAAGGUAAUGAGAGGUAUACAUUUAAACAUAGUAGCACAAAGUUGGGAGGAUGAGAGAAUGUAUUUCUGUUUGUGAAAAAUAGAAGAUAUUGAGCAAGUGGCUGAGUGAUAUCCGACAACUAGAGGGAUACGUGUGGGUGAGUUGCUUGUGUGAAUGUGUUUGAUAGUACACACUGUAUGAACAUGUUGUAUCUCCUGGCUGAGGAGACCGAGAUCGUAUCCACGUCUGUUGAGGUAUUGUGCUUGUGUUGAUUCAUUACAACGCAGUUUGAACUUCUCGUUGAAUGAACAUAUACGUCAUAUUCUCAGGGCAAGGCUGAGUGGAAAAGCUCAUUUAGUGUGUAAGGGGUGACAUGAUGAGCGUAAAAGGUACUGAUGUUCGUCUGUAGGUUUAGUAUAAACAACAAUUUCAAUAAUCAAUACCAUUGUUGAGCAACACCUUUACCUAGAGAAAGGAGAAAGAUUUGAAUGAGCAGUUUGAUAUAAAUUUAAUAUGGGAUGAAAAGUAUAUUUAGGUAAGAGAUGGAAUAAUACUUAACUUUAUAGCUAGAAUGAGUUUGAGGAGGUCGCAAAGAUUCUGUGUGUAUGGCAGAUGUAGAGUGGUCACGAGAAGUGACAGCAGGCGCUAAUAAUACCCUCAUCGUUCUCUCAUCCUUCUGUGUUUAAAACUAUACCUUACUACACUGUUUCCUUCCGAUGACCACCAACAAGCUGGAUUCAUGGACUUCCUGGUUUUGGAAAUUGAAAACAAUGUUCAGUGUCUGUGCUGUUUAUUGACAAUAGCUCUCGACCAAUCCAUGGGUGAGAAAUCGCUCAGUCAUUGUAAAAAUUUAAUAAUAAUUUAACUAAUUAUUUAAUCACAUUAGCCAAAGGAAGUUGUAAUAAAACAGUCAUUUCUUUUGGUUCCAUAGAUUCUGCCGGUUCCACGGUUUGUAGUUCCACGGAUUAGUCUUACCCCAUUGUGAGUCCCACCAUAUAUACACUUAUCUUAUCUAAUAAAUAAUUAUUGAUUUUUUAAUCAGUCUUAAUGUUAUGUAACUGCAGGUGUCUCAGUUAUCCAUUUAUUUAUUUUUCUUCGUUUGGGGAUAUUAGUACUACCCAAGAUUUAGUACUACCCUAGCUGUGAAAUCUGUAUAAGAAUAAUGUGAUGAAUUAAUGAAAAUUUACACUUAUUGCUGCUUAUUUAGAGGGUCCAACAAUCGUCUGGAUGAAGCUCGUAGAGAAAGAAAUAAUGCAAACAGGUCAGCGCUAAGUGUUUUUGCUUGUCUGCUGUUUUUGUAAAAUGCACAUCUUUAUUGACAGCAUGACUCAUAUUAAUCCAAUAGGAUGUUUGACUCACAGAAUAAUAAUCGUGGAGGAUACAAUGUUGGAAAGUUGUACUACUAUGAGGGUUCAGUCUUGCCUAUUGAAUGGUAUGUUUAUCCAGUAUUUGCUCAAUUCACCCUUUAAGUUUUAUACUACUUUAUGCCUAUUCACAUCUCAACUGCCCUAACUAUCGAUGUCCACAUCCCCAAUGUACCGCUUGUGAUGUUUUGAAUCUGAUAGACAACUUUGAUUAUGCAUGUUAACUUCUUCACUGAAGGUCGAGAUUUUUUAAACCACAUGUGAAUAAAACGAUCUGGUCAAACAGACCGAGAGACAAAUGAAAAACAUUGAAACAAAUAUAUCAUGAAUAAAAAAUUCUUAUGAAAAUCUUGUACCACGAUUCUUUGGGAUUAUUGUAAAGCUUUGAGUUCUUUUUUGAAUGAGCAGCAGCAAAACUAAACCUUGUUUAAGCAGAUUUGUGGCAUUUACAUUUUUCUACAUUAUUUUAUUUUGAUCUACGUCAAUCAAACGGCACUCAUUGACCAGAUUUUGUGACAAAUCUAAUGUGUCAUUAACCCGUUUUUUUUGGGCCGAAUAGCAGACGUCUCUCCCACAAAAAUUUAAUGUUCCUAGUGGUAGGAUCUUCAUAAUGUAGGAGAGGUGGCUGAAUUCAUAGGCUACAGCAAUUAUUUGAAGUCAAACAACUCUCUAAAAAGAACACAGCUAAUGGCAAUACAUACAUGAAUAUCUUGCAACUAACUUGACAGACAGCUACAUAAACUUUUAACUUUAUUUAAAUUCGUAAAUAAAUUACAAAAUAUAUUGGGACUGGCAUAUAUACAGUUAGCAAGGUCGAGGCAGGUCUAACUUACUGUUUGAGGCAGGUCAGGCUACAUAAUUACAGUACAACAAACAGAAUAAAUCCAAAAAAAUUAGACUUUAUAUAAGUAUAUAUCUACAAUAAAUAAAAAUAUACUAUUCGUCUUAAGUCCAAGGAAAAAUAUGGAGUGAAUGGUAAUUACUUUUUCAUUUUCACAAUGAUCUUGUCUACGUCAGUAAUAGCGUUGCUUUUAAUAAUCUUUUAAAAGGUUUUUUGCGGUCUUUUUAUUAAGAAAAAUUAUUUGAGGUAUCUCGUUCCAAAUUUUGACCCCAACACGCUAGAAAGCAUUUCGUUUGACAUUGAGUCGAGAUUCUUUAGUAUGAAAAUGUUCAGAGGUUGAGGCACAAAAAAAGGCAUCGCGUGGUCGCGGUUUGUUUCAGCAAAAUAUAUUAAACGCAAUGCGCGUUUUUGAAGAACUUGAAGAAUUUGGUCAAGGAAAUUUUUACAGGCCGUUGCCGCAAGAGAUGAGACCGUAAGUUUAAAUAGAAAAGGUGCAAUUAACCUGAUAUCAGGCCCCGGGGGGGGGGGCAGGCUCUAUUUUCGUUUCGCUUUGUAAAUAUCAUUCCGGCGGGGAACGAAAAGAUUUUAGCGGGAGCACAUAAGAGAGAAUGUAUGAGGACUGCUAAAAUUGGGCCUGAUGUCAGGUUGAGGUGCGAUUAGUGACUGAUAAAUAUUUAGGAGGUUGCAAGUGGGAACAAUAAUAUGUCUUAACCUCGCAAUUUAAGUCCUGCCCAAUUGUUUUACUUACUUUAUUUGCAACAGAGUGAAUAUGAGUCUCCCAUGAUAGUUUUUCAUCAAUUAACAAGAUAUGUAAUGAAGUUUUUACGCUCAAGAAUAACUCCUUUUAAAACCUUCUCUAGCUUCACUUUAAGCUCCGCCACUUCAUGCGUAAGUUCUUUGUUGCUUUUCUGAAUUUUUGUUCACUAUUUGUCAUGAUUUUAGAGAGAGUUACCCCUCGCAACUCGCAACUCAACGUUCAACGUCGUCCGUAGAGUACCGGGGUUUAUACUAAGGGUGCGUUUCUUUACUAAAAUCCAAAUCUGGAUUUUAAAUCCGAUCGUUUCUUUACUAAAAUCCAAAAACGGAUUAUUGAUCCAAAUGAUCCUUAGGGGAGAUGGAUUCUUUGGAUCACAUUCAAAACCGGAUACUUUGGACACACGAUCUUCUUUACCACGGAUCAGAAAAGAGUGAACGUUGCCAGCGGUAACUUGAAACAAUUUUUAUAAAUACAUCACAGGCGCCCCAAGCUGGAACGUAAUUUACUUUCUCACAAGAGAGUCGGUGUCGCAUUACAGGCAGCCGUCGGCAACCGUUGAGACGUUGUACGAGAAGUAAAAUAGAGUUCUAAAGUGAUGACGUCAUAAAAAUUAAAUUUGUGAAAUUAUGGGAUUUGUCAAGAUAUUCUGAAAGAACAACGUCUAAGACGCCUACUUGCCAAAAAGUAGCAUUUGGGAGCAAAUUGCCUCUGAGAUAUUAUAACCCAAUUAUGCUCUGAUGACUCCAUACAAAUCCUUCUAAUUUUGAAUUGGGUCUAAACGUUUAGACCCAAGUAAAGGACAGACUGUAAGACUGUUUUUAACCAUUCUUUAACUUUCUGCUUUGAGUACUUAAUAUCAUUUAUAGGGACAUGUUUUUGCUUGAGCUCGGGCGUUGUCUCAACCUUUGCAUUGUAGAGUAGUCGGUUCGCUUCCUGCAGUUCUUCAUGGUCAUCACACAAAGCUUGAAAUUCUCCAUGGUUGUCGAUCAAUUGAUCCGAAGGUCGAUUUAGUUGAGUACAUGCACGCUAAAUUAACUUACGGUCUUUCCGUUCCGUUUGAUACUCCUUUAUGAUUUUCAUCUUCCGCGUCAAAUUUGCUCGCAUUAAUUUCCUUCUGUUCUUGAUUGUCUGAGCUUGUUUUGGCCGGGAACUUCGGUGUAAUCACUCAAAUACCUCGGCAGGUGCCCUCCACGUGUCACGAUUGUACUUUGCUUGUCUACAACUGACACUUCAACAUGCGAUUUCGCCGAUAUUUUCGCCAUGCUUCGAUUCUACGUCUCUACAAUCCAAGGCCGAUCCUCCUGUAUCCGGCCUCCUGUAUCCGGCUCGAAGGAUCAUCGUUUAUGGCUAUUCUCAGGCGCGAGAAAUUCUAUUCGAACCCUGGUUCAAACUGGCCUGUGCCAGGCUCGCGCGAUCGAUUCGAGCGAAGAGUGAAAUAGCGAACGAGUAAAAAUGCCCCCUCGCGGUAUUCGCGCAAGUAUUCUUGAUCCGCUUUCCUUACACUGAGCAAGACACUACAGCCGUUUUUCUGAUGGUAUAACGAAGUUACCAUGACGACAGCAUAGGCGCGUAUAUUUGUGUUUUUGUUUUCAAAAAGAAAUUUCUGGGGACGAAAUACAACAGCUCGCCGAAAAGUUAGUAAACAAAAAUGCAAUCAAAACUACUAAGACUUGGAUCAAUGUUUGGAAGAUGUGGGCGACAACCAAGGGUCUUAACGACGACAUUUAAAAUACAAUGCCAAAGAACUGAACGAGCAUCUCUCGCGAUUCGCAAAAGUGACGGCUCUGAGUAUCAGCCAGAUAUUCUAAAGGUCAUAUAUGCUGGCUGCUUUCGACAGGCACCUGAGAUAAAAUGAAAGUAAAAUCACCAUAGCAAAGGACAGAGAAUUUAUGGUGUGCAGACAAGUCCUGGAGGGAAAAGCAAGAGCUCUUCGCGAGAAAGGCCACGGAAAACGACCAAAUGCAACAAAAGCACUUACCGUCCAAGAUGAAGAGCAGCUAUGGAAGAACCAAGUACUAGGCGACCACAAUCCAAAAUCACUCCUUUAUACCUUAUGGUAUAUAUCUGCUAACCCUUCAUUUUGGCGUUCGUUGUUGCCAGGAGUACCAUGAAAUGUUCAUCUUGAACAAGUACGAUCAAGGUACAGAGUACAUAACAUUUGAGAAAAACCCAACUAAGACCCGGCAAGGCGGCCUAAGGAAGAAACGCACAGCUAUUGAGCCAAGUCCCCGGGUGGUCCCCGUUGUCCAGUCUCGUUCUUUAAAAUAUUUCUAGCCUGUUCCAGGCUCCGAGAUAGUGGUGAAAAGUCGUUCAGUAAAAAGAAAUGCGAAAAACGCGCGGGCUCGUUUUAAUAUGUCCGCACUAUACUAUCUGAGAGCCUGGCACAGGCUAAAACAUUUCUUGCCCGCAGACCUGAAGAAAUGCGAAGAAAUGGCCCUUUUUAUCUCGCCAUUAUUGAAAAGUAGAAACCCUAAAUCCGAAGUCUGGUACAAGAAACAGAGAAUGGGUGUCAAUAAGAUCGACUCCUUCAUGAAAAAUAUGGCCUUGGCAGAGUUGAAUGUAUAGAGGGAAGAAAGUUAACCAACCAUUCGGUAAGGAAAACGCUGGUGAAGAGGUGAAGGCUUCCUAUCAGCCAAGAAGUGCUAUGAUCGGUGUAACAGGCCCCACAUGUGAAUGCUCACUGGCAGACUAUGAAGAAGGUGACGAAACAGAGCAGCGAGAGAUCACAUCUAUCAUCAGCUCUCCUUUCUUCCAACCGGUCGAGAAUCCCCGUCCAGUUCUCUCCAGUUUACCCUUUCAGCAGAACUAUCCUGCCUCUCAAACAAUGACAGUCCACUUCUUUCAUGGCUGCCAAGUGACAAUCAAUUACGGAGCUGGCGUUGGUGUUUUGUACCAAUUAAAUAAGAAUUCAAAAAGUGGAAGAAGUUAUGACUAGUGUCUGUACGUUACCUUAAUUUGUAGUUUCGUGCUUCAGCAAGUACUGCAAAAAUAUUUAAAAAGACUUUCGUUGAACUUUUCCGCGUUGUUUGCUCGAUUUUUUAUGCCGUGUACAAGAAGCUGUCAAUCAUGUACGCUUUGACGUAAAAGAUGUUAGCUAUACAAAUACUUCUAAUUAGCACAGACAAACCCUUAUAAUACAUUUGUUUGGUGUGUAGUUGAAAAAAUAAGGUGUGUUGAGGCUGAAACCUCUCAUAGUGAAGUUCACCUGCUGAUACCCGCCACAAAUAUUGACCUAUAUUUUACUUACACUGUAGGACAAAUCAGCAUUCUUGUGCGGAUCCGAACAACCACUGUGAAAUGAUUUUCCAGUACUUGUGUGGCGACAAUGUGAGAAAUGGAAUCACUACACAGUAUGUAUAUGUACAGUAUGAUAUGAGCUUCUUGUGAUCCAAAUGUAAAUACAGGAUUAACACAAAUCUGACGCAAUAUAUUUUUGUCUUUACUUUUUAGAACCAUCCCAGAUAACCCAGCAUUGUGUAAAAAUUAUGACUGCAAUAGCGAUGACAGGUAAAUUACAUUAAUUGCAAAAAGUCUGCCUUUGUAAACUUUAAAUUUUAGUUUUAAAGAGGACUCCUUUCAAUAUUUCUGAAACUCUUUUAUAUAUUUGACCCCCAUUUAGACUGUGAACGAGCUUGAUUAUCACGUGACUCUGAUGGCUAAUACAUUUCAGAUUGAAUGUCAAAACGAGUCCCACGAUUUCACGACCUGUUUUACGCUCUCACGAGUUAAUAACUGAUUUCUCACGCUUUCUUUUAAAAAUUACUGUGCAAAAACUGUUUUGGUGCAUUCGUAAGGUUCGUUUCCAAGUUAGACAGCUAACUGAACUCAAUCUAAAGAAAACGCCUCGCGUUUAUGUUUGCGUUCGCGUCAAGAUGGAGGGCAACAAAAGUGCGCACGUCAGCAGCGACGAGGAUUGAUCGUGAUGAUACUGCUCCGCUGCUUCAAAAUGAUACGUGAAUUCUUGCACCUAUAGUUCUUGAUUAAAGGUCUCCCGCUAGGAAAUUUGGGCCAUCUCACGUCUUUUAACCCCUUCACCUUACUUUCCCAGCUCUAGGUUCAGAAUCUCAAGAUCGUUGCCUCUUGGGGGUUGGCAAGACUGGCGUGACUGAAUAGAGCAAAAUUCUUUCUUUAAUCUUGUUAUGUAGGUUUGGAAUGCAUGAGGAUUAUGAUUAUUACACAAACUGUAAAUACAGGAACAGAAACAAAGGGCUUUUUACUGCAGACCAGGUGUGGCCUGUUUUUGUUGUUGUUGAUGCACAAUGCAUGCUUCAGUGAUAGUAAUCAUUGGCUGAGUUUUAACUUUAAAUAAGAACGUCACAUCAAGUACACACAGAAAGAGUUUUCUUGUCCAUGUCAAUUAAAAAUAGUUUUGAAUUUCUUUCUAAUGGCCAGGAAAAUUUUCCACGGUGAAAAAGUUUGGGUUCAAUUAUUAAGACAGGUUACAAAAUAUGAAAGAUAAACUCAGAUAUGUCCUCCUGUUAAUUGGUAGACACAUUAGCUCCAAUAUUUUCCGUUUGAAUUAUACUAGGUGCAGACGUAAAUAACCUUAGACCUUUUUACCUUUUGUUCAAUAUUCUUAGAAAUUAAAACGUGAUUCAGCCACUUCCACAAGACAAAACCCAGGCGGGACGCGGCGCGGUUACGAAUGUCCAGAGGAGCGGGAUAAUUACCCUUACUGGCACCCCACCCCCUGGAAGGUAAGAAGUACACGUAGUUACCCACCCCUCCGUUCUACGGAUGUAGGCAUCGAUUCAAAUUUCAUUGUAAAACUUAGCAUUCCUCUUUCGAUGUUUGUUCUCAUAUACCGUUCCUAGGAUGUUUUUCAGUCAGAGCGUUUGUUUCAAGUAGGUUCCUCGAGGUAGGAUUAUUCGAGUAAGCUAGUAUUGAAUUCAAUCUUAUGUUGUUGUAUUUUAGGACAUUGCAGUUUUAACAAAUGAUGUCUCAAGAUGUGAGAUGUACCAAUCAGAAAGCGAGAAUGUGAAAGGACGGUGGGCCUGCAAGUUACCCGAAGAAUACUUAAAAAAAAUGAAAUGGAGAAAUUAUAAAAUACCAAACAACGAAAAGGACUGCAAGGUACAACAAAAUUAACAACGACAACAGCGUUAAAGACAAAAAAAACUCUUGUAAAUUGUGUGAAGAGUCUCAGUCAACUCCUAAGCUCGUACAAACUUUAGCACCGUAUUUCAUAAACACAAAAGACAACAGUAUGCGAAACGCCUUCUUAAUACAACGCGAAUGAAUCCGAGUGUUUCUUAUGUUGUAACCCAAGGUAUAGCCUUACGGACGUUUUCGUUUAUUGUUGAGAAUUUUUGCAUUUAACAAUACUUUGCAUUUAUUUAUUAACAGUAAUUGACAGUUGACUGAAGAGGUCUGUAUACAGCUUCAGUUUCAGUUUUAGUUUCAGCCGUUUUAUGUCCGUGGUUUGACGUAGGCCUUCCCCAUUAACCACCGCUGGUCCACGUUUUGCGCGACACGGUGCUAGCGUUUUAUGAAACUAUCCAAGUCGUCCCUCCAUCUGUCCUUGGUCUUCCUCGGUUCCUUUUUUUCCGCCGGGGGCUUCCAGAACGUAAUGUGGGUCGUCCAGCGGUUUUCUGUCGUUCUCGCCACAUGACCAUCCCAAUUCCGUUUGAGUUUGCUUAUCUUUUCCAUGAUAUCUCAUACUUUUUUCUCGGCUCUAAACUUACGUCCAGGAUUCUGGACAUAUCUCUGGAUCUAUUGAACUGUUUAACAAACUCUCCACCUGAUGUAAAGCAUGAUUCUUUCGUGGGCUCUCUGCAUAGUUCUGAGUUCAAGGUUUGUUAUUCGUAAGAUUCAGCUCUACUGUAUAGGUGACUGUUGGGAAGAUGCUCAGCUUGUCAUCCGAAGGAGAUACGAUGUUUGAUUUCUUGUUCCUUUGAGGCGGAAUCCAUGGAAACGCAAUGACCGAGGUCGAGGUAAUGAUUGACUUCUUUGUUGCUGUCAGUGAAAGUGGGUACGUCUUAGUCCUCAGUGAACUCGUCUUACACACCCUUGGUCUUCAUAGGUUCAUGCUGUGCCCGACUUUAAGGCUAGCUUGGUUGAGUUCGUGUAGCAUUUCUUGGAGUUCUUAAAUACUGUUGACAAAAAAUAAUGAUGUUGACGGCGAAGACUAUUUCCCUUUCGUAAACGGUCUUUGCCCAUUUUUAACUGUCGAUGCCACCGUUAGUAACCAAGCCUUAAAAGUCAUGAUAGAUUUAAUAUAUUCCCUAGACAAUAAGAAAAAACAAGACGCUGUGGGAGCAUACAUUUGGGCGUCUAUGUACUACGCGUGUGUGAAGAUUUUUAUGUGUAUUAGGGAUGUGUGAGUUGUGUAGUAGUGUUGUAUAUUUUAGGGGUUGGUUGAGAUGCGGGAAGUGGAAGGCGUGAAGUUAUAUUGAACGUGAAUUGGUAAGAUAAUGGCUAUAGUUUGUUAAUCAGUGAAAUUUGUUUCUCAUAGAAUUUACUAUGAAGUAACAAGGGGGGUGAAAGUGAUUUUAGGUGUUGCAGUGAGGUAGUUGUGGAAGCGCUAGUUUGGUUAUGAAGGGAUAGUGUAGUUACAGUGUGUUGAAAUGAGGUGUUGCUUGUGUAAAACAAACUUGUACUUAUUUCAAAGGUUCUCACGCUUUCUGUUUAGGAAAAAAACGUUCAUUUCAUUUAGAGAAGGGGUAUGAAGAUGUUGAAGGGGGGCUGAAAUUCUGUGUGUGUGCUCGAGGGCUUUGAAAAAUGGGUGAGGUCAAGGGAAGGUGGUAAAAUCUGAUAGAACUAUAGGCCUGAUUACAUGAGCCGUGCUGGCUCGCUUUGCAAGAAAACCCGGCACCUUAGUCAAAUGCAACAAAAGUCAACUUUGCGAUUAUAUGACAACCGAGCCAGCCCGGAUGGAAAUUUCCAAGCGAUCGCGCUUGCCGGGCGGCCCGGCGAAUGAACCAAGCGAGAAACAGGACAGCGGGUAACACACUGUUCAUGCGCAUUGCUUCCCCAGCUCAUGUGAUUAGGCCCUUACUGUGAGUUGUAUUGUCACGCAGUUAGCACGUGAAAACUUUGGAAAUUGCCGUUUUGUGGUUUUUGUAUGAUAGAAUACAACUUAAUCUAAUCAACCCAAAGGUUUUAAACAUAGACGCGGUUUGCACGUGAAGAUGUUGGACUCUGCCCCUUUUACGGUUCGACCGUGAAAGAAUGCAACUUGUUUACGAGGUCAUUUUGCUCUAUAAGAUUUUAAGAAAUCACCUCCUUUACGAAAGCAUACAAUGAAAUUAUGCAUCAUUCAAUAUUACCCUUGAUUAUCUCAUGCACAAGAUCAUGAAAUUUUGCGUAACAUAUUCUUUGGCGCUCGGUAACUGAAAGUAAAGAGCUAUUGUCAAACUCUUGGCAAUAAGCCAAACCAUUCACACCGUGUGCUGCGAGGACGAUUAUUUUCCAAAGAGAAAAUUUGAAUUAUUUAAUAGUUUGUACCUUGUUUUUCCAAAAAGUUUGUUUUCUUUUGCCGAUUUGUUGCCGUGCGUUAUCUGUGGGUCGCAUGUAACGAAGAUAAAUGUUGUGUUGUGACACAGCGCGCAACAGACUUUCGCGUCGCUUGGCUUGUUACUUGGCUUGUUUACGUUCGCACGUAUUGCGUGCCUAUCGCAACUUUGAAUCAAAACAAGCGAACUCGGUUACUCUGUUUGGCCGACGCCCAAAUAAUAAUACGUUUUUGAAUAGUCUUCGAAAGAACGACGUUAAAGCCCAAGUUGAAUUUGCGUAAAAAGUUUUGGAAAGGGCUAGGGUCACCUGUUAGUCGUAUAUCAGUUAAAAAAAACAUUUUGUUAGUUUAUGUUAGUUUGGAAUUUCGGCGAAUCGGUGGUGUAGUCAGUGGAGAGAUAAGAAUACGAAAGCCGUCCGGUUUCGAGGUCCGGGCUCGACGCUGUGUUGCGAUUUCCUUUCUUUUUCAUCGAAACACUCUCAAUAACAGGUCAAAAUUUUUUUCAGUGUCUUAAAAAUGACGGCGACCGUUUCUGAAAGGGAAAACUGCGACGGCGAACCAUAACCGAUGACCGAGGUAAUCACCAUCUAUUUUGAUUCCCUUCUUUUUUCAUUGUUGUUUGCGAAAGACCUUUUCCAAGCAGGCAAUGAACAGUUUGGGAGAACUGGUAUCGUAUCACCUUGUCGUAAUCCCUUUUGCAGUCUGAAUAGUUUGGAGUCUUAGUGGAGUCUGAUGUAGGAUUUGGUGUACUUGUAGGUGUGUUGUAGAACGGUGAUUUAGACGAGUGCGAUUCCUUACUCCUUAAGCGCAUCGAAGACGUCCGGAAUGAUCUCGACCGAGUCGAAGGUCCUGUUGUUGUGAACCAGACCCACGGCUAGAGGAAAUUUGUAUCCUUUUCUUUUUUCGAUUAGUUUGUUUACAACGUGGAAAUGCAAUGGUCUGUUGCGGGAAAUCCCUUGUGGAACCCGGCUUGUUCUCUUUUUUGGCGCAGGUCAUUUGGUUCAUGAUGACUUUGAAAAGUUUGUAGAUGUUGUUUAAAAGGCCUUGGACGGAAGUUGGAAAUGUUCUUAGGGUCUCCUUUCUUGUACAGCAGAAUAAUGAUCGGUUCAUUCCACUUUUAAUGAACCUUGCUUUCCCUUAGGCAUUCGUUAAAGAGGACCACUAACCUUUUUGUAGAUGGUUUCAAUUGUGAUAUUGUUAGGUCCAGGAGCCUUUCCUUUUUUUGAAUGCUUGACCGCAAGAGGUUCUAGUUUUGCACCUCCGGAUCGGGAGGUUCAAGGUCAGGGCUAUGCGAUGAGUAGAGUCUUUCAUAGAAUUUUUGUGCUCGGUGAGCAGUUCGUUCCUGUCUGUUGUCAACGAACUGUCCUCCACAAGAACGGCUGUAGAUUGAAGCUUUCCGGUGCAGAGUUUUUUUUUUCGUCUGUGUGCAGGUUCGCAUACAAUAACACCCGCGAAUAAGAACCUUUUUUUGUGUCUGGCAAAAUAGUUUCCUGUAUUUUGGGGUACUUAUUGGAAAUUCAGGCUAAGUAGGUUAUUAUUUUCUAUGAAGGAGAUAUUUGAUUUUGUACUUAAAUUUAUGUAAAAUCAAAGUUACACUCCGUGGUUAAAUUAUUUAUCAUAAUUUACCUGUGACCCACAUAUAAGAACCUGCUUGAUUUUGCUUGGCUGAACAGGUUCUUGUAUUUUUGGCUAUCAAAGUGGCAAAUUUCUGCAAAGAGGUUCUUAACGCACUAGGUUGUCAUGCGCGGGUGUUUACUUUGAUAGACUUGACAAUAUUAUUUUAGAAAAAAUACAAAAAAUAAGAAACAACUCAAAGGAAUAGUAUAUUGAGACAGCCACCCGCUUUCUUAUUUUUAGAUAUCUGGACAGAAAAUUUCUACUUUUUGUACUUGACCAAACAGUGACACAAACUGAGAGGCUGCAAGUAUAAGAUAACGGCCAGACACGUAUAAGAUUCUUCAAUUGUUUAUUUGAUUUGCAGUCAAUAAAUGCCACCUGGAAGGAAUUUCCAUCACAUGGACUCCCUGCUCCCGAGUGCAGGGAAACAGACUGGUCACGUGACAAUCACCUUGGCAACGGCAAGGGAGGAUACGCGAACAAGUACAACUGGACCGUGCCUGAUUUGGAUCAUGAAAACUGCGUCUUACGAAUCAGGUAAACUAUACAGUUCUGCUUUUUACUGGCAGACUUAUUAUUCUGACAUAUUUACUUUUAUUUCUCUGCUAUGCGAGAUCAGAACCACAUGGAAACAGAUUACCAUUAAUCAAACGACACAACGAGCGCCGCCGCUAAUUGCCGUUUGAACCAAUCUAUCAAGUACCAGUGAUGUUGAGUUUGAGGGUCAGAAGUACGUAAUCGAUACUUAAAAAAAUCUGUUUUAUUAAAUUGCAUGUCAGAAUGUGAGUCUAGGAAUGUGUUAAUGUUGAGUCACAUGCCACAUGUGUCCGGGUUGAAUAAUUAACAAUUAUUGGACGAGGUUGAGCAAAAUAUCGUGAUUUGUCUGUGGCGAGCAGAUCAAAAUUUGCUUCGAAUGAUGAUGUAAGUAAUUAUUUAUGAGGCCCUGGUUAUUAGUUAAAAUGUGAACCCCUUUUUGGAUAGCAUGCUGAUCAUUGAACCAUUUCUUUAGAUACAACAUUUCCACUGGUGACUAUGAUGGUUGGGACUCAUCCAUUAACAGCUCUAUGAAUGGAUUAAAGCAAACUAAGCUUGAUAUUGGAAAAAAUUACAACAUGAACGAAACUGUGGCUGUCCAGAGAGGUUAUGUGUACAAACAAAAUCCUGAGGUUGUGCUGUUUCCGGGCUUUGAUCUCAAGCUAAGACUGGCUGUAAACACCAACCAAUACGGCAGGGUUUUCCAGGACAGGUAACUUCAGCGAAUUGGUGAAAACUGAAUGUAUGCUUUUCGUGUAAAGAUCGUAGUAUAUAAUUCAUGAUAAUUCAUUCGGGACACGUAACCCACGUACCUUACUAUAGACCUGUUGGAUAUUGUGUAUUUUGGCAUUCUUCGGCCGAUUAGUGGUCGACAAUAUCGGCUCUUUUCGAGACCGGUCUCGAAAAAACGAGUAAACAAUCUUGUAUUUGUUCCCUAGGGCUGUUUUAAGUUCUGUGCCUUUAUUUUCGGAUGCUUUACAAAAUUUGUACCAGUAAACGAUCAGAUUUCGUUUGCCACUGGUACUUGUUUCUACCCUAGCCUUUCCGUCUCGUUUUGCGUAACGAAACCAUUCGUUACCAUCCAUGUCGAACAAAAGAAAAGACCCGCAAAAGUUUUAUGUUUUGCAUCUUCUAGGUCCCAUACUUUGGCCGUGCGCAAGAGACCUUCAGAUCUUCAAAACGUGAGGAUCCACAACUUAAAUGUUCGUGGAAAGCGUGGAAAUAUAGUUCAAGUUUACCCCGGUGUGGAGUAUGACUUUGUACCCAAUACCUUGCUUGUCAAGGAUGGUGAUUACGUGCACUUCCAGUAAGUCUUCUAUUUGGUUUCUUUCACUGGUGGCAAAGACAGCUUUUCCCUGAGGGACACAUUGGGGGCCCAUUAAAAAACCGCAAACACCCCCUGCCCUUUCCCGUAAUAAUAAAAAAAGAAUAGACGAGAACAGAAUUCUGAUUUUGGAAAGAACAACUAGACUCAUUGUUACUUAUUUAAAACUUUGAAAAGAGACGAUUUAACCAACAAUCGCCAAAGACACUUUUUAAUCGAAAAACCGCGACUUUCAAGAACGAUGAAAUGAUGUUAAAAAACCGCUUUUAAAGGCAAAGUAUCUCUUCUUAGUAAGGCAAAUACUAGAGGCGGCUUUCUCGAUGCUUUAUUCUACGAAAUUUAAAAAAUAAAGCCAUCAACCAACUGUAACUGCUUCUUACUAUGCUCCAAGGAAACUGCUCUUCUUUGAAUUUAGUAAGCAAGAAAUUAUUGUUAAUUCUUUUCUUCAUUUUGGAUUUUUUAUUCCUGAGUAGUAGCUAUCUGCUCUGUUGGCCCAUCUCUUUGAAAUCUUGGUUAUUACAUUUUUUUUUUACACCCAUUAUUUAGGUGGACUGGUUCAAACACGAAUCCCAACAAUAAUGAUGGACAAGGGAAAGCGGGGACGGAUCGCUCAAAUAUGCUGCUACUUAACAGCGAUGAAUGGGGAAGAAAUUAUCCAACGCUACUGGACAAAACCAACUUUUUGGGAUUGGACAGAAACAGUCUGCAUAAUCUGGCGCUACUGGACAAAAGUAAGUUGUCCAUUACUAUACAUAUUUAACGUAUUUCACACAGUUACGCUCAUUGUGCACGCUGACGACCGAGAAACAAAUAGGGGAAAGGGGUACAAACUCGCAGUCUAAAACAGUUCUAAACCCGUUAUUGGUCAUAUUUGGUGUUAUGACAAUGAGCAAGUUUUCGCACCUGUUUUGAAAUGAUAUGCUCUCUCAUGGACCAUCUUAUGUGGACUUUUAUGACUGCUAAAACUUGAUUCCAAUUUUUUGUUUCUUAUCAGGUCAGUUUGGCGGUGAAAUGUCAGAACUGGAUGAUGCCGGAACAUACUUUGACCUUGGACCAAAGAAAGUUACAGGGACUGGAACCUACUUCUAUAUGAGCACUAGGAAUAAUAACUUCUCUAAUCGCAGUCAAAAGGGACGCAUAAUUGUAACAGAUAUCGAGAUGAUCGUCAAGAUGAUCGGUAGACUUGGUGGCAGUUUGAAAUUUGCUGAGUAAGCUUCAACAAAACUAAUUAUGUGAAAGUAGCAUUAAAUUGUUAGUUAUUACUCGUCCGGUUGAAGUAGUCAAGUCAAUGAAGUGACUAGUUUGUUUCACGUGACCGUCCACGUAAAGGAAGUCCAGAGGAAAGUUGUUGUUAGCGAUCAAUGGUAGAACCACGUCACGUUGCGAGUUCAGUUUCUUACAUAUGAUAAAUAUCGCUAAAUUUAUUUUGACUGAAACAGUUACUGUAAGCUGCCGAUAAAAUCUUAUGAAAGUGAACAUGAUCUUUGCAAUAGAAUGAACAACCUAAGCAGUCGAUAAAGAACCUUAAAAAUUCGACCGGGAAGCCUGAACGUUUUAGGUUCUUUUUCAACCGCUUAGGUUGUUCAUUCUACUGCGAAGAUCAUGCUCACUUUCAUGUAUUUAUCCGCAGAACAAAAUAUGAUACAUUUCAUAUGUUUCAAAUGCAUAAAAUCAUGGUUGUAUUUUUCAUUUUCAGUGGGCAGCACGUGACCUUCAGCCCCGAAACCCUGCCACGCUUGCAGCAAAUCACCGUUCAGCUUAUGUCCGCAGACCAAGGUGAUAAGAUGAUUAAAGAGAAAGGUGGUCGGAUGGGCGUAGGCCAUGGUUACGCCAGCGAUUUCUUGACAGUGAACCCACACUCUCUGAGGACAGAAAAAAAGUUCAAAAUCGGGAUGAAAGUGGACUCCAGCGCCGCCUCUAAAAUCCAGUUUUACCACUCGUCAGACGAGAUGGACUUGAAAACCUGGUUUAAAGUGAGUGAUGUGGAUAUAUCUGACGGGUUUGCCGUUCUGGAAACAAGUGAAGGUAAUACACGGACAUUGUUUAAAAUGCGGUAUUACAUUGUUAGAUAAUUGACAGUUGAAAUUGUUAAAUAAAAUCUGAAACUGCCAUAAAACAGCACAACUCAAACUGCUAAGACUUAAAAAGUGAAUCUUGUUCAAAAACUGCAUUUUAUUUUGAGGCUCAGACGUAAGGGCUUUUUGUCUGGCCAGCAUUGUUAUAGAAAUAGAAUUUAUGACUCCAGAAAUUUGCAGAUGCGUGUAGUGGUUUCCACUGGUGAAAUAAAAACGCUACAAGAAACAUUGAUCAGUGUGAUAAACAAACCUCGAAGUGUAGCAGAAUGAAAUGCUGCCAAAUUUUAAAAUUCUUAUUUCAUCUUUUUUUGCAGGCGGUGUUUAUGUCGCACGAACACUGCCCGACGAAGCCGCUAUUGCUGGAAUAGUGAUCGCUUGCAUUAUUAUCGUCAUCGCAAUUGGUGGAUCAGCGUUUUACUUUAGGCGUCAUCCGGACAAAUGGAAAAGUGUGAAGAGUUCUUGUAUGAAAGCCUGUAGAUCAUGCAAGAGUAAUGUCUAAUGUUAUUGAUUUGUAAUCGCAUUACGCGCGCUCAGUCGCGCGGGAUUCGCUUAACUCGCUCUUUGUAGGUUAGAUCUGAUUGUAAGUCGACAG
Messenger RNA from Porites evermanni, 18107 nucleotides. Lineage: Eukaryota; Metazoa; Cnidaria; Anthozoa; Scleractinia; Poritidae. The record is from the annotation of a GenBank genome assembly.